Messenger RNA from Neodiprion fabricii, 3054 nucleotides. RefSeq names its product dolichyl-diphosphooligosaccharide--protein glycosyltransferase subunit 2 (gene OstDelta). NCBI's taxonomy places the organism in Eukaryota, Metazoa, Arthropoda, Insecta, Hymenoptera, Diprionidae. Gene Ontology annotation, cellular component: oligosaccharyltransferase complex; membrane. The transcript has 11 exons. The coding region runs from base 148 to 2088 and encodes 646 amino acids. The record is from RefSeq and is a predicted model, not a curated record. Gene Ontology annotation, biological process: protein N-linked glycosylation.
GAUUUCCGUUAUGCGGUGGAACGGCGCGUUGUUCCACGCCAUUUUUCCAGACACGCGCAAUGGGUGAAGAGCCAUCUUGUUUCUGUUUGCCCAGACGACGUGGCCGAGUCGAGAAGAGGCUCGCGUUGAUUAACCAGAUCCAGAAACAUGAGGACACCUAUGUGGCUUCCACUGAUAGCGUCCACCUUGGCAUGCGUAGCCCUGUCAGCUUCGGUGUCGCCAACUUCAACCAGUUCCUUUUUGUCCAAGGCUGAUAUAACGAGACUAAAAAAGGUCGUCGAGCCUGGAUUUGAGCUGAAGGAUUUAGCCACUCUGCAUUACGCUGUGAUUGGCUAUAAUCUCGUGGGAGAAACAAUACCAAAGAAUGCUGAAGCCUGCAAGUUCAUUUUGAGUUCAGUUGGAGACGCCAGUGGAUUGUCGCUGGAGAAUCUCUACUACGCUGUUACAGCUUGGAAAGGAAUUGGGAUAUGCCAGCCGCUUCCAAAUGCUGCGAUUAUAAAGACGUUUGCUGCCGUUGUGGAAAAAGAGUCUUCGACCAUACCUGAAGUUUUCUACGCCGUAACCGGACUCAGCGCUGUGUCCCAGCACCUCACGGAACCUGCAAUAGUAAAAUUGGUCAAGGCGCUUCAGGCUGCAUUGAAAAAAGAUGAUAGCAUUCUCAACCUUGGGUACCUUUUCCACAUUGCUGCUGAGCUCGGCCCUGCAGGUUCAUUCGCUUUCGAACGUAUCGAGGAUGCCAUUGUUCAGGCCGAUGAAGUUGACGGCAAAUACCUGCAAUUUGAGGGUGGACUCUCCAUCACCAGUCUCGUUGUGAAAGGUGCCUUCCAGUUAUCGACAAAUUUGAAGAAAAAACCACCAAUAACUUCUGAACAGACUGUGAAGUUUGCAAACUAUCUGUUGUCCCGUCGUUCAGUUCAGACAAGCAAAGGAGUCGUCGGUCUUCUUGCUGCUCUUAGCGUACUGGCCAAUAAUCCGUUUGAAAAUCCGAUCUGCAUCGCACUGGCGGAUGGUGGAAUAUCGGUUUCAUCGAAGCAACCGCUGGUCAGCGUCAAAGUUUGCGACAUUCUUGGAAGAUCUCUGAAAACUCUGCCAUCGGUCGUUGCCAAUUCUGCCACUAGAGUUAGUGACGAUGUCGUUGUUAUCAGCAAGAAGGCCUUCCAGCCUUUGGCUUCCGACAAAACUCUGUAUACAAUGAAUCUCAUGGAAAUCAAACCGGAACGAGGAGUUUACAAGAUCUCUGUAUCCGCAGGAUCCGUGUCCAACAUUGUCACUGUCAAAGUACUGUCCGAAGUGGUCGUGGAUUACCUUGAAAUCGGCACUGCUGACGCUGAUCAAACAACGCAGCCAAAAUUGUCUCGAGUGGAAUAUCCGAAGAAGCUGAGUUCAAAAAUCGAGGCAGAUUCUCAGCAAAAACUGGUCAUAAGAUUCCUGCUGAAAGAUUCCACGAGCCAGAAACCAAUCAGAGUGCAUCAAGCAUUCGUGAGGCUUUAUUCAGUGUCAAAUUCCGGAAACACUCAGGGUCAGGAAAUUAUUUUCGUCGCUGAACCGGACACUGGAAACGUUUACAAAUUUGACAUGGACGUUGGAUCAACGGCUGGAGAAUUUGGCCACAUUAGUGGCGACUACAAUAUUGAAUUGAUAGUCGGUGAUGCUGUGCUCAUAAAUUCGUUCCAGUGGAAUGUGGCUCAGAUUACACUAAAGCUACCAGAAUCGCAGAGCGCUGUUCAAACCAGUGACGAAAAAUCGAAUCUGUACAAACCCAAGCCAGAAAUCAAGCAUAUGUUCCGCGAACCUGAAGUCAGGCCGUCUCGCGUUGUCUCAAACUUAUUUACUGGACUUUGCCUGGCGCCUGUUCUUCUGCUCCUCAUUCUAUGGGCAAAACUCGGAGUCAACAUAUCAAAUUUCCCUCUUUCUCUGAGCGCUAUUAUUUUUCAUUUAGGACUUGGAGGGAUUUUUGCCCUCUUUGGAGUUUUCUGGCUUCAAUUGAACAUGUUCGUUACUCUAAGAUACCUUUUGGGCAUUGGUGUCGUAACUUUCCUAGCAGGAAAUAAGCUGCUAUCUCAAAUCGCCAGUCGUAAGGGACGUUAAUUAAAAAUUACGUCGAUUUGAAAAAGAAGAAAACAGGAAGAAUAAUGGGAGAAGAAGCAUGGCGAAGGGAAGAAAGAAUUACAGACAGACAGAUUUGAGACUUGAAUAAAGAAAAAAAAAAAAAAACGAAACAAUUAAUAUUCAGUAAUCCAUUAUUUAAGAAAAAUGGCACGCAUGAUAUCUUAAAUAUUUAAUUACCCUUAAACUUCAAAAAGAUUGAGAAUAGCCAACGAGCCGUAAAACGCGAUUUUUUUUUUUUUAGAUUUUCCUCAUUACCUCAUUAUUUUACUUGCCUCUAAUGAUAAGCCACCUUUACAGAAUUAUCAUUUUUUGUCUGCUCCAUCAAAUAAUGAAAAUAAGAAGGAAUAGAAAACGAAGAAUAAUCUAAAAGUUGACAGACAUGAAUAACCGAUAGCAAAUGAUUGAAGGCAGAGAGAUGAAAAAAGAUUGAAGUUAAAUAAAAAAUCGAGUAUUUUAAAUACAUAAUAAUAUAGAUCAUAAAAUAUUUUGUUUUCACGUUUUCUUUCUCCCCCUCUCAUAUAUUAGUAACGAAAAUAGUGCGUGACAUGAAUUAGCCCCGUGAAAGUGAAUAACUUUUUCAAAUUAUCCUAUUAAUUCAUCUAUUUAGCAGUUUCAAAUGAAAACUUGUCUGUGCUGCAAUGAUUUUUUCUUUGUUGUAAAAAUGAUGAAAGAAAGCAAUAUUCAUACGCAUAUUAUUGCAAGUUUAAAAAUUCGAAUGGUAAAAACUAAAAAAAAAAAGCAGUUGCAUACCGAUUUGUCGUGUGAAAUCUAUCCCAACAUAAUCUAACAUUCCUGAUGAUAAUAUAUGUGAAAAAAGUGAUGAGCAUUAAGCGGGAUGCUGCCGCAAUUAAUUUAUAAAACUUAGAUAAGUCGUAUAAAAAUGGAUCAUUUUUUUACUCGUUGUACAGAGAUUUGAGAUAUUAAUAAAUAAAUAAGUAAAACGUG